GACACCGAGAUUACCGCCGCCGGGGGGAUGCCGUACACGGUUAUUAACAUUAUAGAAAGAACAUUUAAGAAGCAUUUAAAUUAUAUAUAUAUUUUAUACUUUAUCCAAUAUAUGUUCGCCUUAAAUCCACACAGGGGGCGUCACAAACGAAAUUAACGGUUGUUUGUCGAAGUUGUACGUUUUUUUUUUUUUAAAGCUAGCUAAUGUUAGCUGAACUUUAAUUAACGGUUUGUUUCCCCGCACACAAACAAAGAUGGAGAACAUCAGCCUUGUUGACUUGUUGAAUUUAGCUAUUGGGACACCUUCCAAGGGAGCUGUCAACUUCAGCGCCCUGUACGCCCUGCUCAAUGCCAUCCUCCGGCAGCUGGAUAUCCGGGAGUUGAAGACCGAGUGGACGGACACUUCUCCCAGGUACGGCCCACCUGAGUCUCUGGUGGCUGUCCCCGCUCCACAGCAGGUGGACAAGCACACGAAGGAGGAGAAGGAGGAGAAGCAGAAGGAGGAGAAGCAGAAGGAGAAGGAGGAGAAGCAGAAGCAGGAGAAGCAGCAGGUUCAGAGUGACAUCUCCACGGGGCUGGAGCUGGAGGUUCAGCCCGGCACCGAGCUGCAGCAGCGGGUAGACUCCUCCAUGUCUCUGGUCCUCUCCUCCGGUCCUGCUGCGGACGGUCAGGGGAGACUCCUGUGCCGCAUUCAGACCUGCGAGGACGGCCUGUCCGAGGCCAUGAAGCUUAUUCAGGAGCUCAACAACCAAGGAAACAAUCUGAAGGAAGAGAGGAAGGAUCUCUGCCAGCAGCAGGUUGGUGCUGAGGCAGUUAGGAUCUCCGAAGUGGAGAAGUGCUGCCACCAGGUGGACGCUCUGCAGGAAGCUGUGAAAUCUCUGAAGGACACAUUCCAGAAGUUUCCGGCCCCCGAGGAGCUGAGUCAGUGUGUGACCUGGGACGUCAUGCAGUCAUCGCUGCUCAGCGAGAGAGAAAUCCUGCAGAAGGACCUUGUAAAUUCAGGACUUAUCGAUCGAGCCAAAGGGAUCAGACCCACACACACACCUUUCCACGGCAGCUUCACUGCUGCAAACACAACGCCUUCUCACACCAGCACACCCUCCUCCCCCAGGCCCACAGCUCCUGGUUCUCUGGACACAGAGGCUCCUUCAGUCCCCUCAGGGCCCCCACAGCAGACUGAUCCUGAAACAGACGGGACGGCUGCUGCUACGCUCCUGCCUCGAAAGGCCAGCGGCUCGGAGCGUUACACAGAGACGGUGGAUGCCCUGAGGAACAUGGGCAAACUGAGAGAGAGUUUCAGCAAGCUGGAAGCUCGAGUUGCUGCGCUGGAACAAGGAAAGCUGGAACCGUCACAGCUGAAGCUCCUGAAAGAGCUCAUCACUAACAAAGGUUCACGGAAUGCAUCAAAUAACAUGAUGGAUCAGCUGAACCAACAGAAAGCUCUAAUAGACAACCUGAUGAAAGACCGGGAAAAGAACGGGGAGCUGGUGAACGACGUGCAGAAUGCGAUCCUGCAGCUUCAGACAGACUGUGAAAAACUUACUGAAACCACAAGAUUUCUGCACGAGGACAACAGCCAGAAACAGAGCCACAUAGAGGAGCUGUACAAGACGACGGAGGAGCUGGAGGAGAAGAAGGCGGACAAGCAGAUGGUGGAGAGUGAAAUCAAAAAGGCAGCUAAAUAUGCUCCGGACGGCAAAGUGAGCCGCCUGCAGUUUGACUCAGUGACGGAGCAGCUGAACGCCAUGUUCCAGGAGCUGCUGAACAAGGUGACGGGCCAGGAGCAGGACUGGCACAAAGUCAUCGAAAGACUCUCCUCCGAGAUGGAGUGUAAGUUGAACAGGAUAGAGCUGAACUCUGUGAAGAAGCAGCUUGAGGAUCGCUGGAGAAGCCACGAGAUCCACGAGAAGCUGCAGGGUCAGGGAGCUCCAGAGCAGGAGGACGCUGCUGGUAUCAGAAAACAACUGGUGGACAGAUUUCACUGCCUCUCGUGUGACCGGCCUGUGGUCAUGCACAACUCCGGACAACACGUGGUGAAGCUGUCGUCUACUGCUGGAUUCCCCUCUCACAGGUCCAUCAGGCCGUUCACUGUGUACGCUCUGGAGCAGUUCAGACAGCACUACAGGAGAAUGAAACCAGGGAGCAACCGCUACAGCUUUGAGGGAGUUACUGCUGGCUGGAAGAGGGAGCAGCUGCAGAAGAGCCACGAUGUGAUGUGCAGGCAGAUCGAGAGUGAUCAGAGGACAAUGAAGAACUGCAACACUGCGGGGGACAACCUGAACCAGAACCAGCCGGGAAUACUGCAUGAGCGUGUCUCUGAGAUGACGGACUACAGUCACCUGGCCGUGUUGCGGAGCUGUGGGGGGAGUCACACCGUCACCUCGGCCAGCCAACGGCGCACCAACCUGCAGACCAACAAGUACCCCCCCCAGGCAGAGGUAGACUGCGUCAUUCAGUCAGAGGAAGUUGAUAUCGUCGGACUGGAUGGGCAUAUUUACAAGGGUCGCCUGAACGCACCUUCCAUCAGAAAUACAGAAACAAAACUACCUACAAUCCCCACCAAGGACGGCAUGUGCAAAACUAAAGACAAAGCCAAGUGCCCCCACAAACCCACUGCCUCCCCCGAGGGUCAUCACCCCCACAGUGCCAAGAGCAACCAGGGCAGCCACUCAGCGUCCAGCCUGUUGGAGAGGGACUGGCCGGUGUCGGCUCUGGGCUGCACGUCUCAGAGCUCGGUCGCUGCAGCAGAGAGCAACACGGAGCCGCCCGCUGGCGCACCGCUCAACCUGUAGGGGGCACCACUCAGCACUGUACUGUUUUAAUAUGUAGUUAACUUCUGCACAGAGGAGGUAACCUGCUUUAAACCUUUUAUAUUUUUUGCUUAUUUUAUUUGUUGGAACUGUUUUUGCACUACAUGUCCCAUAAAUCAUCUGUCAAACACUGAGUCCAAA
Molecule: messenger RNA, 2950 nt
Organism: Gymnodraco acuticeps
Lineage: Eukaryota; Metazoa; Chordata; Actinopteri; Perciformes; Bathydraconidae
Product: glutamine-rich protein 2
Exons: 17
Coding region: 254-2791 (845 amino acids)
Source: RefSeq, a predicted model, not a curated record